GAGGAGGGAGGCCUCUGUCCUGUCAGGAGGCGGAGUGUCGGCCCGGCUCCCGGAUUGGCCUGCCAGGCGCCGCGGACCCGGCCUCCCUGCACCCGGGAAGGGCGGAGCGAGGCCGGGCGGGAGGGCGCUGCUUUCCUCGCCGGCUUCGGUGACGCCGCCGACGCUUCCUCCUUUCCCUCACCGCCCUGCCCGCCUUCCCCGUCGCUUCCCCUCAGGGCCUGAGUUUCGGGGCCGCCGGAGCGCCGCGUGACGGGGCGGAGAGGCAGCCGCCGCCGCCGCCGGAGGAGGGUGUCGGGUGAGGAAUCCGCCGAGGCCUCUGCGGCGAGGGAGGCCGGCCGGGCCUGCGCUUGGCCGAGGCUGGGCUUGAGGGGGGGGCAGCCGGGGUGAGGGGACCUGCCCGACCGACCGACCGGGGAGGGGAUGAUAUUGGGGGGGGGUCCGUCUUCACAGCCCCCCAGCCUAAACCUGGGACGGGAGGAACGAGGGAAGCCGGGGCGUGACAUGGCACAUGGCAAUUUUUAUUUUUUAUUUUUUGGGUCGACGUGAAUUAGGGUAGGGGAAGGGGCUGCCUAUGACUCGGUUAGCCACCCCCCCAAAAAAAAAAAUUAAAAUACACCGCCAGGUUUCAGUUUCUGUGAUUACAGCCUCUCUCUCCCCCCCCCCCCCCAAUCCUCAGCUCAAUGCCAGGCUUUUAUAGUUGCAUCCCCGCUUCAAAUCCAAAAUUCAGGGCCAGGUUUCAGCUUCUAGAAUUAUUACCCCCCCACCCCCGCCAAAAAGAUCCAAAAUUCAAUGCCAGGCUUCAGCUUCCAUAACUUCGCCCCACCCCAAUCCAAAAUUCAGGGCCAGGUUUCAGCUUCUAGAAUUAUUAACCUCCCCCCAAAAAAGAUCCAAAAUUCAAUGCCAGGCUUCAGCUUCUAGAAUUAUGUGCCUCCUCUCCAAAAAUAAAUAUAUCCAAAAUUCAAUGCCAGGUUUCAGCUUCUAGAAUUAUGUGCCUCCUCUCCAAAAAUAAAUAGAUCCAAAAUUCAAUGCCAGGCUUCAGCUUCUAGAAUUAUGUGCCUCCUCUCCAAAAAUAAAUAGAUCCAAAAUUCAAUGCCAGGUUUCAGCUUCUAGAAUUACAUUACGUGCCCCCUCUCCAAAAAGAUCCAAAAUUCAAUGCCAGGUUUCAGCUUCUAGAAUUACACCCCCACCCCCUUCCAAAUUAAGUAUCAGCUUCCAUAAUUACAAUACCCCCAGAAUUCAAAAUUCUGUGCCGCAUUUCAACUUUCAUAAUUACCCUCCCUAAUAAUAAUAAUUCAGUGCCAUGUUUCAUGGGGCGUAGCCAGGAUUUAUGUUGUGGGGCAGGCUUCAUGUUGGGGAGCCCCCCAAACCUCAGUUAAGUAUUUUUAUUGAUUUACUUGAUGGGGGGCAGCUGCUUCCCUGCCCCCCCAGGCUGUGCCCAUGCUAUGUUUCAACUUCCAUUAAUCCAUUUGCUAAAAAAAAACCCCACCCCAAACGCUUCAUUGUUUCUGGAAGACAAGAAGGAACAAUAAUUCUGGGUGUGCAGAGUAUGUACCACUCUAUUGUUGUUGAGCCUUUCUCUUUUUCUCUCUCUCUCUGCAUCAAAGACUGUGUGCACCUUGCGACAGAACUGUGAAAUUUGGAGGCAGGUAAGGCUGCUGUAUCUGCCUGAGUUGUUGCUCCAGGUUUGCUUUUCUGUUACUAUUUCCUUGGGCAUAUGUGCAAUGCAGUGACCGAAACGGAGGGGCUAGGCCUGGGAUUAGCAAACUUUUUCAGCAGGGGGCCAGUCCACUGUUCCUCAGACCUUGUGGGGUAGGCAGCCUAAGGCCAGGGGGCCGGAUGCAGCCCAGUCGUCUUCUCAAUCUGGCCCAUGGACGGUCCGGGAAUCAGCGUGUUUAUAUUGCCCCUUUCAAGGUAAAAAAUCGUGCUAGGGCUCCUUACAAUAAGUAUCAGGCUACUAUUUCAGGAAUCAUCAGCAUCAUGGCAUCCUGGACUAUUGGGCCGUAUCUGACUAUCAGUUCACCAGCAUGCCAGACCCAAAACUGACUAGGAUGUGUUUCAUAGUGAUGGCCAGGUUCCUAGGUAGCUUCUCAGGCACUGGACAAGUUCAUGGAGAAUAAGUCUCAACAGUGGCGAUGUAGAAUCUCCAGGAUCAAAGAGUGACAAUGUGAGCUGCUGGGAAGCAGCAGUAGGGGAUGGCUAAUGUCUUCAUACCCUGCUUGUUGACUUCUGUAAGGUGUAGGGGUUGGUGACUGUGGAAGAUUGAAUGCUGGACUCCAUGGACCUUUGGCUUGAACUAGCAAGGCUCAUCUUGUUUAACUAUAAUGGGGAGUGUCUAGGAAUAUUUGCAUAUAGUCUAGAAUAAAAAAAAUAGUAACAACAAAAGCAUCAGUAACUUGAAACAUAACCACGAGUCAAAUGAAAUCAAAAUUAUUUAUGAAAUCAAUAUUAAAUAUAGGUAACACUUAACAGGGAACCAUGCAUUCAAAAGAUCCCCAAAGACAGCUGUGGGUCAAAGGAAUAAGAUCUGAUGCUGGCUUGUGGUACUUCAAAUAAAAUAAAUGAAAAUAAUUGCAUAGGGUUUAUCAGAAUUUCUGCAGGACUGGGCCACGAUCAAAUAGCCUACAAAGAAACAGUAAGAAAUGGAAGUAGUAGGAGACCUGUCCCCAGUUCUGCUAAAUCCAUGAGGUAGAAUGAUAAUAAAACAAUAAUCAUAAUUACCUACCAGGAUACAUGUCCAAGAAUAAAAUAUUUUUAGAACUGAGAGUACUCACUUCUUUCAAAAGAAGAUUCACCCCACCCCCAGUUCAUUCAAAACAUAGUACAGAGCAUUGACCAGGCCAUGCAACAGCUCUUGGAUGCUAUUAGUUUUGCAACUUAAUAUUUCAUUUUUGGUUAAAUACUGUGUUGUUUCAACGCAGACUUGAAUGGGUCACAGAGAUAAAUUCUCUCCUGUUUGGAAUGGAGUGAAAAUGUCCAUCUCAUCUAAAGAUCCAAUCGGCGUUUAUUAGAGUUCCACCCCUGCAAGACUCCAUUGUCCAAAAAUAUAAGGCUUAUGACUCUAUUUCUAUGCUUUAUGGCAGGAAGAAUGACUUGUGCUUCUUAAAACCAACCUUUGAUUGAAACAGGAAGUGGAGCUGUUUCUUCUGUGCAGCCCCUCAGAACUCAAAAACUGCCUGAAAAAGGACAUAAGUAGCAGUUGAUAUGCGCUAAAGGCCUUCACAGUAUAUGCUAGCAACACCUGCAAUGUUUUCACUUUUCCCAAUAUGUGUUUCCAGAGAAAUGCACACUGACUUGGGUCAGUCUCAGUUCUCUCCCCCCCCCCCCCCCGGUAUGUUUUAACAGCAUAUACAAUGUUGAAAUGCAUCCACAUUUCUUAAAACACUGAUUUUAGCAGACAUACAAUAUUGGAUUCUAAUAAGUACUUAUUAAAGGGAUUAUCUUUUGAAGCGAACCUAGGAGACUUGCAGGUGCUUAACAAUUUAAAAUCUGUUUCUUUUUUAGUCCCUUAAAAGAAAGGUUUCUAAAAACUUAAUGAUUUUUUUCUGUUUUGCUAGAAACGAUCAACAAGGAAAGGGUGCGCUUGCUAGUUCCUUACAUUUGGCAGAUACUGCAUGGUAGCCAUUGUCUCACUGUGCUCCAUUCCCAUUUCUAAAUUUCUAACAUUUAGGCCUCUUGUUUGUCUAAUAUGGGUUAUACUUCUUCCUUUCAGGGCAGCAACCAUAUCACCCCUGUUGUUGUGUAGUCCAGUAUUAUUAAAAUACUUAUUUCUGUACAUAUCUUUUCAUGUAUUAGCUCAGUUGAAAAAACAAAAAUGAAUGAACUGUGUUGCUUUUUUUUGUUGGUGAUCACAACUAUCUUUUUUACUUCUAGUCCAAGCAAAUAUAUCAUAAUGGCAGCAGAUUCUAUGGAAAUUGAUGAUGCUUUGUACAGGUAAGUAAUUUAGCAACAUAGUGAAGCAUACGAGAUUCAUAAUAGUACUAAUGAUGGAUUUGGCUUGUUUUCGCUAAAGUUCAAAUACUAGUGGGUCCUGAUGUCAGGAACACACCAUAGCUGCCAUGAUUCUUGAUCUUCAAUGGGGUUUAGCUAUUGCCAACUUGCUAUUACAUACAGUUGAAUAGUCUAUAUUGGCACAACUGAAAAGCCUUUGUUGCAGUGACUGAAGAGCAAAUUCAAAUAGCAUUUGGGAAAUAGGUGCUGAUUAUGUGAUAACCGUCAAAUCUUGGGCAAAUCUUUUGCACUGGGUUUAAAGAACAAUGCAUAAUCUCAUCUAAAACUAUGUUUAAGGAAACCCCUUAAUUAUUUUCUGUACUUGACUUAAGUAGCAUUUUCUUUAGAUAGAAUGCCUUUAUCAUCAUGUGCCGAAACAAUGGCCUAGCUUGAAAUUAAAAAUGGCAAUAUUCUUGGCCAGCAUCAUAGAUUACUUUUGCUGUAGUCCUCCACACAGACUGCUUGAAUCCAAUUUCAUUUGCAUCCAGGAUUACAGCCUUUGUGCUUAGUGCUCUCAUGAGUAGGAAUACAAAAGAAAGGCAAAUGUUUUGAAAAUCAUGUUACUGCAGUAUACAUUUGUAGUAUGCUGUAUGUUGAAAGUACCAGUGGUAAUGCUUAUUUUGUGUUGAAACGCUGUACCCUGCAGAUAAUAGGCAAUAUCCAAAUUUUGCUAUUUCAUAGUGAUUUCCUGAUGCCAAAUUAUCUUUUUCCACUUGGAUCCUCUUUGUUAAGUAGUCCCAUUUGUAGAAGGGAUCAUGCCAAUGAAUAGUUACUUUAUGGCUAUUUACUCCUUUUUUCUUUUCUUAAUUGCACAUAGUCGGCAGAGGUAUGUUCUUGGAGACACGGCAAUGCAGAAAAUGGCUCAGUCCCAUGUGUUCCUGAGUGGAAUGGGUGGCCUUGGAGUGGAGAUAGGUAAUUAAGAAACAGCAUUUUUCUCCCUCUUGUACGUUUUAUAAGGAUAAAAUUUGCAUAUUAAAAUGUGCAUAAAUUUAUGUUGUACUAAGUUUUGCGUCUUUAAUGAAUGUUGUUUUGACUUCGGGAUUUGUUUAUACGGCUGAUAUCUUUGUUACAGAUUAUAAUGAAAGUGGAAUUGCAUAGAAUUUCUGUAGCUUCUCUUUUAACAGUUGUGUAAUUCAUAGGGAUGGGAUUGAGAAGGAAUUACUGUUUUUCGAAGAUCAUGGAGCAGUUUAAAAAUUGAACUAUUGCCAAAGAGGCUUGAUGAAAAUUAAUCUAAUAAAUUAACUUUAUAAUAUUCAUCUUUUUCAGCUAAGAACAUAGUUCUUGCAGGAAUAAAGGUAAGGAGAAUGAUUUUUUUCUAAGUACGGUAAAUUUUGUUUUAAAAUUAGAAUGUUUCCUCAAAUAACUGAUGAUACUUUCGUAGAUUUCAGUCAUUGCAAUUUCCCUAGUGAAAUGUUAUUAACACAAGUUUCCUAAAUGUGGCAUGCCAUCUGAUUUGACUGUAGUGCUGGAGUGUCCAAGAUGAAAUACUGUAUGUUUUCUGUGGGAAGAAUAGCUGUGCGUGUGCCACCAUCUAAGCACUGGCAUGCUAGAGGAUAGGACUGUUCUCUGCUCUCCAAGAGGCAUUAUGGGUUUUUGUUUUCCAUUGACUUCAAGAAUUCCAUCUUGAUAGUUCUGCUUUAAAAACAACUGAAAUACAGUGACUAUUUUUAGGCAUUUUGGUUCUAUUAGAUGGCAACUAAAACUCUGGUAAAGGACCUCAAAUAUUAUUUUAAAAAAUCAAUACCUGCAGCAUAUGGGAUCUUUUAAAGCAUUUAGAACCAUAAGCUACUUUUUGUAGCGUUGUAUGGGAUGCGGGUGGCGCUGUGGGUAAAACCUCAGCGCCUAGGGCUGUCAGGUCGGCGGUUCGAAUCCCCGCGGCGGGGUGCGCUCCCGUUGCUCGGUCCCAGCGCCUGCCAACCUAGCAGUUCGAAAGCACCCCCGGGUACAAGUAGAUAAAUAGGGACCGCUUACUAGCGGGAAGGUAAACGGCGUUUCCGUGUGCUGCGCUGGCUCGCCAGAUGCAGCUUGUCACGCUGGCCACGUGACCCGGAAGUGUCUUCAGACAGCGCUGGCCCCCGGCCUCUUAAGCGAGAUGGGCGCGCAACCCCAGAGUCGGACACGACUGGCCCGUACGGGCAGGGGUACAGUGGUACCUCACAAGACAAAUGCCUCGCAAGACAAAAAACUCGCUAGACGAAAGGGUUUUUUGUUUUUUGAGCUGCUUCACAAGACGAUUUUCCGUAUGGGCUUGCUUUGCAAGACGGAAACGUCUUGCAAGUUUGUUUCCUUUUUCUUAACACCGUUAAUACAGUUGCGACUUGACUUUGAGGAGCAACUCAUAGAACGUGGUGUGGUAGCCUUUUUUGAGGUUUUUAAAGACUUUGGUGAUUUUUGAAGCUUUUCCAAAACUUUCCCGACACCGUGCUUCACAAGACGAAAAAAAUCGCAAGACGACAAAACUCGCGGAACGAAUUAAUUUCGUCUUGCGAGGCACCACUGUACCUUUACCUUUACCUAUAUGUGCUGGCAUGGGUAAAAAACACAAUUAGAGAUGUGAAGAGCAAGGACAGUCCAGAAUAGAAGAAAAUGGUCCUGUCUGGGGACAGUGGGAAGUGUUUGCUCUUCCAAAACUUCUGUGGGAUUCAGUAAUAUAUUCUCAAUAUUCCUCAGCACCAGAAGUCUUCAUUUAGGAUUUCUGCAUUUUAAAUUUGGUCACUGCAUUUCAGUGUCCUUUGCGGUGCUGAAUGAAUCCUCCCUCCAAUGGUGCUUCACUACGUACUUUUGCAAAUUAAUUUUUGUUGCUAGAUAACAGUGUCCCUUCACUGUAAAACAAAUGAAAUGUCUAGGUUGGCCCUACGCUAUAAACUUGAUAAAUUCACAUGACUCGUAAUCACAGUGUACAAAACAUUAUAUAAUUGCCGCUUUGAAUAUAUUUUAAUCUUGUAUCCUUUAUCCUUUCCGAAGGCUCUUACCAUCCAUGAUACCAAGCAAUGCAAGACGUGGGAUUUAGGGACAAACUUUUUUGUUCGUGAAGAUGAUGUUCUAAAUUUAAGAAACAGGUCUGUGUACAAUUCUUCACAAAUACUGUAAGCUUUUAAAGGUUUUUGUCUGACUUUAUACCAGUUUUAAGUACAUUAUUAUUAUUAUUAUUAUUAUUAUUAGUCACUUUCAGAGUCUGUGUUUUCAGAAAAAUUGGAUUGAUUCCUGUUAGCUUUUUGCAACAGAGAAGCUGGAAUUGCAGUUAUCUUUCAUCGAUUUUUUUUUUUAAAAGAAUGAGUACAAUUAUCCUGCAGAAUUGUUGUAUUCUUUUGUGUGAAGGAGUAAACCCACACCAUUAUCUGUGCUGAAUAGACGAUAUGUGGGAGCCAAGGAUAUACAGUAGCUGCUUAUUUUUUAGUUCUACUGUUUUACAUUAGUAGUUUGUAACUAAUAUGGAUCCCUUUUUCAGUUGAAAGCAAUAUCAAAGGAAAGCAACAUGAUACAAAAUGCUUUAACCAAUUUACUUUUACAUAUAAUCUAGUGCUUUAAAAACCUCCACAAUACUAUGAUAAAAUUAUUUGUAUCAUAAACAUUGUUUGACAGAAUGAUAUGCUUAAAAUUGUGGUCACCACUAUAUAUGGUAAAUAAUAUUUCCAGUUGAUGGAUGUUGUUUCAGCCUUGUGGUCUUUCUCUAGUGGCAUCAAUGUUGCAAAUAGUGGGUUAACAACAACAAAAGUGUGACAGGGCAUUUCAGGCCUUCAUAGAUUGAGAGUUGUAUCCUUCAAGGAUAUUGUCCUCUGUUAAGAUUCACUGCAUGAAACAAUACAUUUCGGGGGGGGGACUUUCUGUGGGAAAAUUCAGCAGUGGAAAACUUUACAGCACACAUAACUACAAUAUUUCCUCAGUGAAACAUUUUCUUCAGUAGAUAAUGCAUUUAUACCUAAGUUAGAGUGUGAAAUAUCUUUCAGAGGGACAGAUUGGACUUUAACAAAGCUACGUUUUCUGUGAAGUCUGCAAUUAAAAUGAUAGUCGGUGACAGAUCACAGUUGCACAUUUAACUUGACCUUUGUGGUUAACAGUUGAAUCAGAAGCACAGGUAACUUAAGUAAAACCUUAGCUUAACCAGCUGAUGUUGGCUUAGAUCAGCUUGGCCAAUGAUGAUGGGAGUUAUACUCCAAGAAUCUGUGGAGCGCCCCACUUUGGUUGCCCCUAGGUAAAAUCAUUUCCUCAUUGAAACAUUUUCUUCAGUAGUUAAUGCUGAACUCUAAAUCAUUAGAGUUUUCAAAAUCAUGUGAUCGAAGUUACAUACAUACAUACUGAGUUCACACAGUUUUAUAAAUAACUGGUUGUCUGGUAGGUAAUAACUCAACCAGGUAGGGAUGUUUUCCUAAUUUGGAUGAUUGGUACUUUUCAACCUUCCAGAAAGUUGGUGUACUAAUCAUGGCUGACUUGAACAUUUAUGUUAGCAGGUGCUCUAGUAAUGUUUGGUGCCACAUUUGAAAGGCUGAACUUAAAAGUAUAACCUAUUGAUAAUGCAACUGGAAAAUGUAUUUCAGAGGUGAGGCAUCCCUUCAUCACAUUGCAGAGCUGAAUCCAUAUGUCCAGGUGAUGUCAUCAACUGCCCCUUUAAAUGAAGUUACAGACAUCUCUUUCCUCAGACAGUACCAGGUAUGUGGCAUGUAUUUGAAACAUCUGUCCUCUUUUCAGGGGUCUGCAAAUUUCGGCUGUUUGCGUAGGCAAUCAUUAUUUUAUGACUACAGUGGUGCCUCGCAAGACGAAAUUAAUCCGUUCCGCGAGUCUCUUCGUCUUGCGGUUUUUUCGUCUUGCGAAGCACGGCUAUUAGCGGCUUAGCGGCUAUUAACGGCUUAGCGGUUAUUAACGGCUUAGCGGCUUUAAGAAAAAGGAAAUAAACUCGCAAGACGUUUCGUCUUGCGAAGCAAGCCCAUAGGGAAAUUCAUCUUGCGGAACGACUCAAAAAACGGAAAACUCUUUCGUCUUGCGCGUUUUUCGUCUUGCGAGGCAUUCGUCUUGCGAGGCACCACUGUACUCCUGACUUUCCUUAACAUUCCCAGAGUCCCUUUGCAAAUACAAAAUACUUGAGAAAGGGGUGGGUUCACUAUCUCACUUUGUUGGGAGGGAUUUGAAGGUACUUAAUGGUAGAAGCAAGAGAACCUACCCCAUCUCCAUCUUACAGAGGACUUGCAGGUGGUGGUGGAUGAGUGGAAUAAUUCUUUCACUUCGUGGGGUAGUCUGAAGGCAUUCAGAGGCAAGAGGAAUUUUUGUAGCUUUUGCAUGGGCACAAACUGAGAUACUAACCCUUCCCUCAAGUCCUUUAGCUGCACCUUGGUUGAGCAGAACAAGCGAAGCACCUGUCCAGGUGGGAGAGAGAUACCAAGGCUAAGAGAAGCUGGAAUGCUUGUUCUGAUGGCUCAUAGUUCAGUGUCAGAAAUGUGCAAAUCCUUGUAGCUGUGGCUAUAUAACAGGCUUCCUCAACCUUGGCCCUCCAAAUGUUUUUGGCCUACAACUCCCAUGAUCCCUAUCUAGGAGGACCAGUGGUCAGGGAUGAUGGGAAUUGUAGUCUCAAAACAUCUGGAGGGCCGAGGUUGAGGAAGCCUGCUAUAUAACUUACCAUUUGAAGAAACUUGAAUAUUUGGCUAGUAAGUUCAUCGCCUUUGAUAACUUAGAAUUUAUCUCUGGGAUUUUUCUUUCAAAAGUGUGUCAUAGUAACUGAGAUGAAGCUGUCACUACAGAAGAAGAUAAAUGACUUUUGCCGUGCGCAACACCCACCUAUUAAGGUAAUGCAAAACAGUGACAAUGUAAUAUAUUGACCCAAAAUGGCCAUGUCUAUUACUUUUGAGAACUUCCCCAUAUCUGUUACAAGGCUAAAUUAUUUCCACGCAGACACUAUUAUAACUUGGUGCUGUUCCUUGUUCUGUUCCUGGAUAUGCCUGUGCCAAAUGCCCAUGAAGAACUAAGUUAUUAGUUUCCUCCUAGAGGUUGGAACCCUUUAGAGUACAGUAGAACUGAGUAGUGAGAACAAAAUGAAGGUAUCUGAGGAGUUUCUGGCUGCAUUUGUGUUGAGUAUAUAGAAUCCAGGUGCCGGGCACUUAGAGGUCACACAGUUCCAGGCAUUCUGGAUGAAAGUGCUCACAUUAAUCUGUUUUAAUCCAGUUUAAGGCUGGAGUUCAGUAAGAAACAGGUUCCAUUGUGUUGACAUAGAAGUAUUCCAUACCACUGACCAUGGUAUUGUUCUGGACCAACUCGCUGAAUUGCUGUCUGGGUUUGGUAUUCAGUUGGUUGGGAGCUCGUAUAAGCUAAAGCUCCCAGGCAAAAUAGAGGUUAUUUGUGGGUAGCUUGUUUGACCUGGGAUGUGAUUUGAUCCUGUUCUGAUUAGGGUUACAUUCCCUCUCAAAGAUCAGGCUUGUCUUUGGAGACCCAAGUGGCUUUGGUGGCACAAACUUCCUUUCAACACACCUAAACCUAAUCUGCCAGCUCCAAUCCCUCCUGGACAGAGAGUUUCUGUCCACAGUUAAUCCGUGCUCUGGGAGCAUCUUGUUUGAAUUGUUGCAGUUGCUGUAUGUGUGUCUGCUUUUGUUGGAAGCUACAGUUAGUGCAAAAUAAAUAUGCUAGAAUGCUCACAUGCCCAGUCAGCAGAUCUCAUCAGUUUUAAAAUAACUACACUAACUCCCAGUCAGUUUCUGGGCACAGUUCAAAGUGCUGAUUUUAACUUUUAUAGAGCUCUAAGUGGCUGAGGACCUUGGUACCUAAAGGACAAUCUCCUUCAACAUGAACCAGCCACCUUUUAUCAAGCGGCUGGAAUGCUGUAUUAAAAUCCUUAUACAAAAAGAAACCCCAUGGUUUUUUGGGACCACACCAGGUAAUAUGCUGGACAGAGCAGAAUAAUGGGCUGGUAGAGAAUAAACCCACAAGGAACAUAAUUCACUUAAAAAUAAAUUUAUUUAAGGAAAUUGGAAUAUAUAUGGCAUUUAAAAUUAAGGAAAGAAAACAUAAAAUGGCAAAAUACAUAAUGUAGAAAAGACAAGCUUGUUUAGGCGUGUUAUCCUUCAUUUGACUCUAUAUAGCAGAUGUAAUGGCUACCAGGCUUCUUCAAAUCUUAUAUAAUCUUUUUGUUAAAAUAGAGAGAGCUCUGUUGUUCUGCGGUAAAGUGGCAAGGAGAAGCAGAAAGUUAUACGCCAUGGUAAAUUCACACCAACUGGAAGUUUUCCAGACAAAGGCAACCUUUACUUUUGAAUUGUCCAUUUUUUCUCCUUGUAAUCAAAAACUGAUACAGUCAGGAUGAGUAAAACACUGCAUUUUAGUCAAUGGAAGAAAGGGUUGGUAAUUUUUUGACUCCUGGAAGAGGAAGCAGAUAAAAUUUUCAAACCUCAUGCAAAUGCAGGGAAGAGACAAUUACACACUGAUUGUAUGUCCUCAAAUAUAUACCUUAGUACCUGUAUGAGGUGGAGAUUUCCCUACUGGAAAUUGUACACUUAAUGCAGUCAAACCAAUGUUUGGGAAGGAAGAAUCAUUUGGGGGCUAUCCUCUUAAUUUUUAUCUCUUUGCUUUGAAUUAUGAUUGUGAAAUUUAUUUAACUUGUCUUUCGUAUAGUUUAUAAGUGCAGAUGUAUACGGGAUAUGGGCACGUCUGUUUUGUGACUUUGGUGAUGAAUUUGAAGUCCUGGACACCACAGGUGAAGAGCCAAAAGAAAUCUUCAUUUCAAACAUAUCUCAGGUGAGGACGAUAGCAAGGUUUACUAUAUCAGUCCAGUUUGAGAGUCCAGUGUAUUCUGAGGAAGCUAGUGUGGUGGGGUUUAGUUAGCCCAACAGUUUUUGAACUUAAAAAAGUAUGCCAUCAGUUUGCCAUUAACUUACGUAUAACAGAAUUAUAGGAACUACCUAAGCGUAGCUGCAAUAAUUCAUGAGUUGUGAAUUAUGUGUUACAGAACUUGCAACUGUAGCACAUGCUACUCUGGGAGCAUAGGCACAAUUACAGCUUUUCCCAAGUGUAUGAAUUGGGCAAGCGAAAAGGGUAUAUGAGGCAAACCAUUACUGUGAUUUUAUUUUGUUGUAUCAGCCACAGAGAAAACACAUACCCUUUUCUUGGUGCCAGAAGUGACCGGCCCUACCAGUUCUGUGACUCCCUUUCUUGAUACCCCAGAACUAUGUACGCUAUGACUCAAACCCAGGGCUUCAUCUACUCUGCUAAGAAUAUACUUUUUGGGUGGGUUCAGCUAAGAAACUACACAUGCAUUUAAAUAGGUACUGUCUAUUGUAUUUGAAAAAUAACAGUACACCGCUGGCUUCUGGUCAUUUAUUUGGAAAUACAGGUAGUGAGCAUCUGGUCAUAGAUGUCCUCACCACCUUUAGUUUUAUGUAUAAUAAAGAACUGUUUCAGGUUUGGGUGUCUGAGGUUGUUGCAUCUUUAUGGAUUGAAGAAAGGAGAAUAUUUGUCCUUUUAAAUAUAUACGUAACUUAAAAGAGUGAAACUUUUUGAAAAUGAAAAACAAUGCUAUUGCCAGUUUAGAUUCUACCACACAAGUGAAUUUUUGGCAGUAUCUAUGCUGCAGUUGCAGUGAUUUUCAAUCUGUGUAUUUGUAGGAGCCAAGAAAAUGUUUGUGUGGCAAUGUCUAGCAAUCAUUUCUUCCCCAUACUAAUUUUUGGUGUGUUACAAUUUCAGUCCAAUCCUGGUAUUGUCACUUGCCUUGAUAAUAACCCUCAUAAGCUUGAAACGGGACAGUUUGUAACUUUCCGGGAAGUUAAUGGAAUGCAGUGUUUAAAUGGAUCCACGCAUCAAAUAACUGGUAAGCCAUGUUUGUAUAGCUUUCCUGCUUGUGCGAAGCCACUGCUUUCCAAAUUGAUAGAACUGCUUUUUCCUUUCAUGUUGUUCUGCUGUGUGUGCUGCCUUAACUCUGUUGCUGCCAGUUCACAACAUUGUUGUUCAGCAUUGCACCAUAGUUGGGAGACAUGGCGUGAAACUCUCUGUAGAAAUGCCUGCAUCAAAUUUUGAACUCGGGCUUUUAAAUAGAGGGCAGAACUUCAGCAACUUGCUUAAGCUUCUCCCCAUGACAAGCAGGAGUUAAAUACAGUGGUACCUCGGGUUAAGUACUUAAUUCGUUCCGGAGGUCCGUUCUUAACCUGAAACUGUUCUUAACCUGAAGCACCACUUUAGCUAAUGGGGCCUCCUGCUGCCGCCGUGCCUCCGGAGCACGAUUUCUGUUCUCAUCCUGAAGCAAAGUUCUUAACCUGAAGCACCACUUUAGCUAAUGGGGCCUCCUGCUGCCGCCGUGCCUCCGGAGCACGAUUUCUGUUCUCAUCCUGAAGCAAAGUUCUUAACCUGAAGCACUAUUAUUUCUGGGUUAGCGGAGUCUGUAACCUGAAGCGUAUGUAACCUGAAGCAUAUGUAACCCGAGGUACCACUGUACAUUGUAGAAAUGUGCUUGCUUUGCAUAAUCCUGGAAUUGUAGAUUUGGAAGGGACCCUGAGAGUCAUCUAGUGCAACCCCCUCUAAUGCAGAAAUCUCAAUUAAAGCAUCCAUGACAGAUGGCUAUUCAACCUCUCCUUAAAAGCCUCCAAUGAAGGAGAGUCCACCACCUAAGAGAAUUGUACAUGUUUAGUGUUAACUCUUUGAAAGUCAAUUAGGUUUGCAGAUCCUGUAUAAAAUCAAAAGUGUUUUUCUGCUCUUUCUGUAGUUCUGCUUCAUUUAACUACCUUGUUAACAGCGAUUUACACUUUCUCCUCUCUUACAGUGGUAUCACCUUAUUCUUUUAGCAUUGGGAAUACGGUGGAUAUGGAACCUUACUUACAUGGCGGCAUAGCUAUCCAAAUAAAGACGCCUAAGAUAUUCCAUUUUGUAAGUAUCCUGCAUAAAGACAACAGUCAGCAGUGAUCACAUCUGUUUUCACCUCUAGAAAUCAUUGAAGCUUGGUGCUCAGGCCAGAGAUCUGACUUGUUGAAUAAAAAUAUUAUUUAGCCCUUCUCCAUAUGAGGCACCUGUAUAACUUGAUCUCAAAAGGGCAAGGUUAUGUUAAAAUGUCAGAACAUAAAAUCAGGGAUACAUAAAUUCACUUACCACCCCACCUUCUUACUAUGGUGAACGUCUCUCGUUUCUUCUGGUGGUUGUGCUGUACUUCAAAGGGGUUUGCAGUACAUUGGAUGUAUAACUACAGGGACAGUUCUUCUCCCUUGAUUCCGAUUUUGUCUUGAGCUUUGGAGGUGUUUGAAGCCCCUUGAUUCAAGGAAGUAGUCUACACAUCUUUUGCUUCGCCUUUGCCUCAGAGUACCUGUAGGGCACAACACAAGGUUAGGUACAGUUCCUGGUCUUCUCACUUGGGUUGCAAAGGGUCUGUACAUCAGAUCACACAUUUUUAAGUUGCACAUUUAAGCAUUGUAACUUGGAACAUGAUGUGUUCCAAACUCCUUUUGUCCCCACUGCAAUGUUUUCUACAAGUUUUGCUCUUUACAUUCUCCUGUACCAUGACACCUAUUCACUUACUAUACAUAGCAGGGAGUAAAAGGGUGCAUUCAUUGUGAUGGAGGCUAAACCCAUCCCUUGCUCCUAGUGAGAUUUGUAUCUGUGGUGCAGAGGUAGGUUUUCCUCUCCCCAACAGUCUUUCCCAUUUAAUGUGUUCCUAGCGAGCUAUGAUGACUCCCAUUUCUGGUUUAUUUUUUGAAUUGUAUCUACAGUUACACCCUGCUAAAGUUUGCAAGCUAAUCCUGGGAAGGUUUGGGAAAUUUUAAAGAUGCUUGCAUGUACUUUGCUUUCUUCUGUUCUAAAGUGUGUGCAAAUUGAUUUUUUUAACUUUUAGCAACAGCUGGAGAAGCAGUUGAUUAACCCAACAUGCCUCGUUGCAGAUUUCAGCAAGCCUGAGGUUGGUUUUGCUUUGUUUUGUUUUUAAUAUGACACUUUGAUGUUUAAAUAUUGUAUACUGCAUUUGUUUUCCCCUUAAGGCUUUAGUGGCUCUUGUUCUUGCUGUAACAAGCUAAUGUAAUCCUUAGAGCAGAGCUUUCCAGACCUUUCAUGCUGGUAACAUGCUUUUUAGACAUGCAUCAUUUCGUGAGUUUUACUAGCAAAGUGGAGGUUAAACUAACCCCUUUCCAUCCCUGGGAGGAGCGUGGGGAGCAUUCAUGCGACACACCUACACACUGCAGACGACACACUAAUGUGUCAUGACACAGUUUGGAAAGUUUUGCCUUGGAGUAUACAGACUUCUUCUUAUGUGAUUGCUCUGCAUAUUACUGAUCAUCCACUAUUUUCUCCUCCUUGCAGGCCCCUCUGCAAAUUCACAUUGCCAUGCUUGCCUUGAAUCAGUUCCAAGAGAGUUUUGCUCGUAUGCCGACAAUUGGGUAACGUAUCUGUACCACAGCUGCACAAAGUUUGGGUUGUUGGGUACACUGUUAAUAUAGUUAGAGGUGGAGAGAUUGUUAUCGAUAGCAGUUUAAACUGUAACUCAUCAGGUUAUUUAAUUAACUGAGUUGCAAUCCCUUGCACAGUUCAACUGUUUACAAAUCACUUGGGCUUCUGUGGGAUUUAAUCUGCCUAAAUGUGUGCAGAAUUGAGACCAUGAUUUUCUUAUCCCUGCUACUUGGGAAAGUCAUGGACAGAGAAUCAAUUUGUUAUGUCGGUUGUACAAGAAACUUCAACUGUUGUCUAUUUGAGGACAGACUAUGAUGUAUUCAUAUAACAUUUAAGACUCUCCACUGCUUCACGGCCAUGAAUUGGAACUAUUGUCCACAAUAUGGUAUGUGUUUCGGGGUGGGAUUAAAGAGAUAUUAAAGUGGAGCGGGGGCUUGGCUAAAGCCACCUUGUGAGUUCUUCUAUUUUAUGUAUUUAUUUAGGAGAAUUUAUACCCCGCUUACUAACUGAAGUUCUCAAGGCACCUUGCAAUAUAUUUAAAACACAAUAAAAUAGACAGUGAUACAACAGUCCUAGAGCAAGGGGAAAGUGUGUGCAAGUCCCCGCUUCAUUUGUUUUCCAAUGUUCCAACAAAUACAGCUGAAUCUCCUGGCUGUUGAAGCAACUAAAUGUCAUUCUCACAUGGGCCAGGACUUUCUCCCAGCUCUGGUAGCAGAUAUAAGAGGUGCUGCGUGGAGCAGAGAUGCUAUGCUUUCUGUUUGGGUUUCAGGUGCCUUCAGGAUGCUGAAGAGAUGCUGAAGAUGGCAGUGUCCAUAAGUAAAACAUUGGAAGGCAAAGUGAGUAAUUUCGUGCUAUCCAGCAUACUCACCUGUGAUUGUCGUAUGCAUGGUGCAUUUAAAUGUUGAACUGAACUUUGUGAGAUCCCUCAUCGUCUUCAGUUUUCUGCUGUACUUGGUCUCUGCUGGCUCUCUUGUAUGUUUUACAUUUAUAUCUUUUAUCACCUGAGCAUCUUUGUGAUGCAUUAUAGUACCUUCUUUUGCAUCAGUCAAAAGCUGUCAUGCAUGGAAACUGUUCAGAAAUGUAAUUAAGACCAUUGCUCAGCUCUCCCAAAAGUAUUACACAGCUUUCCAUGGUUGCUUCAGCUUAGCUUACUUAGUGAGCAUUCUGUUGAGAAUUUGUAUUUCAAAAGAGGGACAUGCCAUCUAAAUCUGUCUUUUACUUUUUUAUUUUUAUCCCUCCCACUAUAUAGGAAACGUUAAUAUUGACCAAUGAAACUUAUGUAUGACUCAAACUCUUAAUGUCUUACACACUCAUUGUACUACUAAAGCACACAUACAUAUUAUGAAUUAAUGAGCAACUAUUCUCCUUAUUUUAUCCUCAGAACAGCCCUGUGAGGUUAUGUGGCUUCUCAUUUAAAAAUGGGCACAAUUGUUGGGAUUGUGUUGUUAUCGUCACUGUGUGACACUAUGAUGUGAAACAACUCUAUUAAAUUUUCGGAUUUUAAUGUAUAGUCUACAUAAAGGUUUACUCAAUUCUUUUUUAAUUUGCAUUUUCAAAAAGAGGAACAGAGAGCAUAUUUAACCCCCCUCCCCUCUCCCAUCUCACUUACAACUUCAUACCAAAUGCAGCAUGUAUACAUAUACCAUAUGACUUCCCUUCCAUGCUUUUCCUGGUUCCUUUCGCUUUUAUACUACUUUUCUGUAAGCGCUGUUUUUACAUCAGUAGUAAGCUGAAAUUGCCCAAGCUUUUCAAGACAAAUUUUGAGCAACAGUUUGAAAGAAUAGAAGGAUUAUAAUCCGGUGAGGGUUAUAUAAACAAAAAUGUAGCUUCGCUGAUGUUUUCCUGUUAGCUGUUUCUUGCUUUCAAGGAGCUCUUGUUCCAACAUUUUUCAUGCAAAAAUGUAUUCCAGGCUAACAGACCAUGUUGGAGGAUAAUUUUUGUUUUCUAGGGCUGCCAUGGCUACCUCAUGCAGUGAGAAGCUCAGUUACCAGUUUGUGAUUGCCCUCAUCAAAGGGACAGAAGCUGAGAACUGAAUUUUAAUUGAGAGACAGCUCUUACCUCUAAUGUGCUUUACUUCCCAUGUUUACUGUGCACCAAUUUACCAAGUCAGCAACCUACUAAUUUUAAAGAAUUCAACGCUAUUUGUAUACAAACAUUGUUCUUACUUUGUUUUUAAAUUGUAGCCUCAAGUUAAUGAAGACAUGGUGAAAUGGCUAUCAAGGAUGGCUCAGGGAUCUUUGGCACCUCUUACAGCAGCACUAGGUGGUGUUGCCAGUCAAGAAGUCUUGAAAGCAGUGACAGGAAAAUUUUCUCCCCUGCAACAAUGGGUCAGUUUUCUUUGUUUUGGAUUAGGUUACAUAAAUUUAGGGACGAGAGCAUUCUGUGAGCAUAAUAUUGCUUGUGUUCAGAUGAACCAUCAAAGAUGGUGGAGAAUAGCAAAUGACACUUGUGCAUGAGUGUUAUUCUCCCUUUCUUGCAUCCUGGCCUUAAUUCUGUAUUUCAGAUUUAAGCAGGCCAUAGUGUACUAUUAUGUCCAAACUGGCAACCUUUUGGUUUGAGUGAGACUUCAAGAUUGUCUGUAUAGUUUGCCAGGAAGUAAUGAAUUAAGCCCCUGGUGGGGGGGAGUUGACACCUGAGUACAGUGUUCAUUCAUGAUACUCCACCAUGGUCUAAAGCAGGGGUCAGCAACCUAAGGACCACAAGCGGCCCACGUGGGUCAUUUAACUGACCCAUGAGCUGCCCCCGAACCGGUUCACGGCAGCAGCCCUUCUCACCAAUCAUUCCUGCUGUGUUGCCGUAUUGGAGUGUUCCCACUAUAAGAUAGGAUGCAUUACUAUAAGGAAUUACUACAGAUGAGAGUACAGUCAUACUUCAGGUUGCGUUUUUUCGAGUUGCGGACUGCCAAAACCCGGAAGUACCAGAGCGAGUUACUUCCAGGUUUCAGCGAUUGCACAUGCGCAGAAGCGCUAAAUCGUGCUUUGCACAUGCGCAGAAGCACCAAAUCGCAACCUGUGCAUUCACAGAUGCGGGUUGCGAACACCACAUGUGCAGCCCUCACAUUUGCAACCUGACCGUCCACUGUAUUAAGGGUAUUUUCUGGAUGUUUAAAUUCACAGUAUCAAAGGCUACUAUUAAACUACAAUAUUAAACUGAGAAAUAGUAAAUUAUGAGACAUAGUACUAGUCUGCUGGCAAAUCAUCCCAUAGAUAUAUAUUGCUUUUUGCACACAUAUCAGUUUUGUUUUGAAGUAAGCAAGAACCAAUUUAUGUGCGAAAGAUAAAAGAGUUGGUAGAGGGAGGUAAGAAAGCAUUGCAGUAUAUCAUUCCAGACUCUUUUAAGUAUGACAUUCAUUUCUGUAGGCUUUCCCUUCUUAAAAAAACCAAACUACUCCCUGCUUAUACUAAACAUUGUGGAGAAAGAUCAAGCAACCAUUUUCCUGUUGUGUUAGUGUGGCACAUGAAGGGAACUUCUUAUGUUGGGGGAGCUGUAAUUAAUGCAAUACACCACCAGCAGUCUGAAGUGGUGCAGCCUAGAAUUCUAUCACACCAGUCUAAUAUCUUGUUCAGAUCCCCCCCCCCCAGUUGUAUGCUGUAAUAAAAUAGAUAGUAUUCUUUUUAGUGUAGUUUAAACGUUUUAAGACAUUCUGAAUCUUGUUUUUUUCCCCUCCUUCUCCAGCUGUAUACUGAUGCAUUUGAAUUAGUCACAUUUCUAGAAAAAGUGAGCCAUGAAGAAUUCCUUCCAAGGUAAAAAAAUGGCACAGUCAAGCUGCUUAUGCUCUCUCUGUUCCUUAAUCAAUUAAUUUGUUUACUUCUUCAACAUUUAUGUUCCACCUUUCUUCCAAGCAGCUCAGAGUAGCGUAAAUUAUCUCCCCUCCCCACCAAUUUUACCUUCAUAACAAACCUGUUUAGUUGGAUAGAAAUGCUCAAGGUCAUCCAGCAAAUUUUGAUCCUCCUGGUCCCAAUCCCAAGAUAACCACACGAAUGCUGUUGUUGUGUCUGAAGGCAUGCAUAUUUAAAAGAACUUCUAUAAAACAUGUACGCGUGUGUACUUUUUUCACCCAGUGGUUGGGAACCUCAGAGCUAGGGCCCUAUGUGCAGCCCUCAAUACUCUCCCCAAGUCAUAUCUCUCAAGGAUCCUCUCCCCUGCCCUCUCUGAAUGCUUUUUGCCUGGCUGGAAUGUGUCUUUGAAUUAUGUUAAUGCCUUUGGCGUUACGGGAUGGCAAGGGAAGAGUACAUCUGUUGCCCAGCCUGCUUAUGCCUCUAGCCCUGCCCACCCAGAAGGGAAUGUGAUGCUCAGAAUGAAAAGGUUCCUCAUCUCUGUCCUAACCCAUUGAAGCAGGCCCUGCUCAGAGAAGAUGAGGUUAUCCGAUUCCAGAGGAGCCUAGGGAGCUGACUUAAAUCAAAGCAGAUGAUUAAUCUAUGUAGCUCAGUACGUUCUGCAUUGACUGGCCCUGUCCCUUCAGGGUUUUGGGCAGGAGUCUUCCCCUGACCUACCUGGAGAUGCUAGGCAUUCAGUGUGGGACCUUAUUCAUGCAAAUCAUGUGCUGUGCAGCUGAGGUUUGGCUCUUCCUGGCUAUGUUUGUCUGUUUGGACUGCAGGGGUCAGCAAACCUUUUCAGCAAGGGACCGGUCCACCGUUCCUCAGACCCUUGUGGGCACCUGGACUAUAUUUUGAAAAAAUAUAUAUGAAUGAAUUCCUAUGCCCCACAAAUAACCCAGAGAUGCAUUUUAAAUAAAAGCACACAUUCUACUCCUGUAAAAACACGCUGAUUCCUGGACCGUCCGCGGGCUGGAUUUAGAAGGUGAUUGGGCUGGAUCUGGCCCCCGGGCCUUAGUUUGCCUACCCAUGUUUUAGAGCAAAACAAAACAAGACAAAACACAAAACAACAAGAAUAUGGCACCUGAAAUACUGAUAAGACUUACGUGGCAUACGUUUUCAUGGACUAGAGCCAACUUCAUCAGAUGCUUAAAGUGUUGCCUUCAAUUGACAGCUGUGUAUGUACACAGCUCUGGACCUCAAUACCUUAAGGACAGCCUGUCCCCAUGCAAACUGACCCAUACCCUGUGCUUGGCAUCUGAGGCCCUUCUCUAUGUCCCCCCCUCCCAGAGAGGUUUGGAGGGUGGCAACAAGAGAACGGGCCUUUUCUGUGGUGGCUCCCCAAUUGUGGAAUGCUCUUCCCAGAGAGGCUCGCCUGGCACCAUCAUUACAUGUCUUCAGGCACCAAGCAAAGUCAUUCCUCUUUACCCAGGCCUAUGGCUAUUAAAUAAUCUACAGCCUGUCAGUGUGUGAGGGAGAGGGACUGUUACUAUUAUUUUCUUAUUAGGCUGUCUGUCAGUAUGCUUUUUACUAUGGUUUUAUUAUGUUUUAUCAUUGUUUUGUAAUGUGUUUCUAAUGUUGUACACUACCCUGAGAUCUUUUGAUAAAGGGUGGUAUAUAGUGGUAUAUAAAUUGUAUUCUUAUUCUUAUUAUUGUUUGUUGUUGUUGUUUAAUGCUUUUUAGAAAUGCUUAUUUUGUGAUAUUGGAAGGAGGAGAGUAUGCGAGGGAAAUAUGAGCAUCUUUGUUCCCUUGCACUGACAUACACAAGUGAAGCAAUUCUGAAACAUUUUUGUCUCUUUCUAUCAAUGUUAAUUAAUUUUAUUUUAUUUAAAGCCAGCUUGAUAUACAAUACAAUCUUUAUUAUGGUCCAGAGACCCAACAAAUCAUUACAAAGCAAUGCACAAUUCAGACAGCCUACCUCCAGGUUAAACAAGUAUUUUGUUCAGAUUUAAAGAUAGGGAUCAUUGGUUCUUGCAACCACCAAUUAAAAACAUCACCACUGCUAAUGUUCUAGCGUUUGUCCGGUCUUCCAAUAGGAACCUGACAUAGUAAGCCUCUGAUUUUCCCAGGAAAGGUACCAGCAAGGGUAAUAUCAGUUCAGUCCUGGCUUGCUCAUAUUUCUCACAGUGCAGCAAAAUAUGUUUGAUAGAAUCUGUCAGUGUUAUCUUCACUUCUUUCCCACAUCUGUCUGCAACAGAGGGGACAGGUACGACGCCUUGAGAGCCUGCACUGGAGACUCCUUGUGUCAGAAGCUGCACCGUCUGAAUGUUUUCUUGGUAAGCAUGGCUUGUAGGAUAAGUCUGACAUUAUGUCACAGAAUUGUAGAGUUGGAAGAGGGACCCCAAGGGUUAUCUAGUCCAGCUCUGUGCAAUGCAGGAAUCCUGCCCUCAGCUGUCCCUGGGUGGGCUUGAACCACCAGCCUGGUUAACAGCACUGACCCUAUUGCCUUUGUUGGAUAGAAGUCUGUAUUAUAUUGCAGUAAGAAAACCCAGUGGACAAGUAUUUUAGAAAUUACUGUUCUGUGAAUUAGUUGGAACUUUGAAACUACCUUUUCCUGGAAGUUUAGAACAUAUAGUGGUGGGUUAAAACAUGCAAAAUACCCAGAUGGCUCAUAGUGAUGCCUUUUAUAGUAGGAGCUGGAAUUCUGCAUCUUUUGAUGCGUUUCAGUCCAGUAUUUAACUUCAGAUACUUUAGUUAGGUAUAAUCUUUUCUUUAUGUCAUCUUCAAUCUUUCAUUUCACAAUUGAAAGGCUAUCUAAAUUUCCAGCCAAUAGGUAUGAUAGCAUGUCAAUAUGUCCUUGGCAUAACAGUUUAGGGAUUUCCCCCCCAGAAUUUUGUGUAUUCUAGUUUUUAUCAAACAAGAAGUUCAACUAAAAGUUUAGCUCUCUGAAGGAUCGAAAUUUAUAAUCUGUGUAAGGACUGGAAAUUUAUACAUAUAUUACUUUGCAGGUUGGUUGUGGUGCGAUAGGCUGUGAAAUGUUGAAAAAUUUUGCACUUCUUGGUGUUGGCACUGGACGAGAAAGGGGCAUGGUAGGUUUGGUUUUCCAUACUAAUUUCAGUUUCUUUUACUCUGUUUGCAAGUUGUUUAAAAAUUAUUUUAUGAUCUUAGUAAGAUCAGAUCUAUUAUGCCUUGGGUGUGAUAGAACUUGGAGGGGAAUCUCUGUCCUGCCGAUUUCUCCAUGUAAUGCCUUUGUUACAACUACACAUUUGGGUUCUGUAAUCUCACAUUUCCAUGUUUUGGUUUCUCUUUGAACUUCCAGAAAUCACAGUGUAUUGGAAUAUGUGUUUAUCAGAAUUCUAGGUAGUGCAAUUUUGAUACAUCUGUAGGUUAGUUGGUCAAUCGCUAUGUGACAUUUUUAGGCGAUAAUUUAUUAGUUGUAAAAUUAAGCCUGAAUUCAUUCCAUUUUGUAGUCCUGUUAAUUGGAAAGAGCUAUGAUUUUGAAUCUGUUUCUGGACAGGAAUGACUACUCAAUAUAAGAUGACAUGCAUUUUUUAGGGUAGAGGGGAAAUUCUCUCUUAAUAAUCAUUGGGGGGAUAACCAAAUUGAGGGCUUUCAGGACUGAUUCAAACUAGAAACAAUCAAAGAUUUAUAUUAACCAUAACUUGUAAUUCCACCUAUUUGUCCGACCUGCUGUAGGUUACAAUUACAGAUCCUGACUUAAUAGAAAAAUCCAAUUUAAAUAGGCAAUUUCUGUUCCGUCCACACCAUAUACAGGUAAGUUGGAGCUGUUGGUGAGAAAAAGCAAUUUGUGCAUAUUUUUGAAAAAGUCAAGUGUGGUUGUGGAAUCAACUUUCUAUUUUAAGAGCUGUUUUAAAGUUAUGGAGGUGAAUCUUCAUAUAUUUACCCUAGGACUAAAUAAAUUGAUUUUGUUGCUGAAGAUGUGAUUAACAUCAGGGCUGUAUGCAUAGCUCAAAAGGCAGAGCACACACCUUGCAUGUAGAAGUUUGACUGAUUAACUUUUUUACUUAUGUUGUAUUUAUUUUAAUGAUUGUUUAUUAUUUUAUUAAUAAACAAAACAAAGCAAUAAAGAACAUAAAGAAAUACUGUUGCAGUGGGUUGAAAGCAGCUUAAGAUUGGCUAUUAUAAUUGAAUUUGUUGUUCCAAAAAUUACAAACGUUAUAUGUGUUCUUUGUAAUAAGUUAGCUUAAACAUAUAAUAAAAGUAUUUAAUCUGUUGACCAUCUUGAGUUUCUUUUGUAAAUAAGGCUCAAAAUAAUAAUAAUUAUUAUUAUUAUUAUUAUUAUUAAAAAUAAUGUUUUAGGUUUAACCAUGGUAACGCCAGUUAAAAGAAUUUUGGGUAGAAUGGUUGGGAAAUAGAGAUACUAUAGAGAGGCAUUGCUGGUCCAGAUUGCCAGUAUCCUGCUGCUGUUUAAUAAAUAAUAGCAUGUUUCAUCUUUCCAUUCCUAAAAAGAAUUCUCAGUGCAGCUAACAACCACAUCAGUGGAAUAACAAUAAAGACAGAAAUAGGGAAAGAACACCAAAAUAGAAACAGCAGUAUUAAAUUAGUAGCAGCAUGCACAAGAAUACAGAUUUCCAUGGGUUAAGGAAGGGUUAAUUGGGUUGGGUGAUAAUCAUGAGCUAUGAUGAACGCAGGAGAGCAGAACUGUGGGAGGUGUGGUGACUAGAUGUAUCCACAUGCUCUAUAAAUGGUCUCUUGAGUUUUCCAGUUACAAAAUACAGUCGUACCUUGGAAGUCAAACGGAAUCCAUUCUGGAAGUCUGUUUGACUUCCAAGGCGCGGCUUCUGAUUGGCUGCAGCCAGUUGGAAGCUGCCCCAGACUUUCAUGCUUUCAAAAAUCAUUCGAAAACUGGAAAAAUCACUUCCACUUUUCAGUCGCUCGGGAGCCGAAAUGUUCGAGUUUACAGGCGUUCGGCUUCCGAAGUUCUACCGUAUUUUAUUUUAGGAAAUGUUUUGUAUCGGCCUCAAUAGAGAACUUUGAUUAAUUUUUGCUGUCAGUUGUUCUUUCCAGAAUUAAAGAGUUCAACGUGGUAAAACAGAAUGUUUUAUUCAUUUUCUUUGCUCAAGAGCCAGCGUUACGGGUCUAUUCAGCUCAUUAUAUCAUACCUCAUUUCACUAAAGCGGUGAUUCUUUUGAGUAUGUUAUCAGUGAUUUGGAAGCUUUUGUUGUGCAUCGCAAUUGCCAGCAAGAAUAUUAACCAAAGUUGAUGAAUAUUUUAAUUUUGGUUAGAAGCCCAAAAGUUGUACAGCAGCAACAGCAACACGUAACAUCAAUCCUCAGAUCAAGAUAGACCCAUAUCUGAACAAAGUUUGCCCGGCUACUGAGAACGUGUACAAUGAUGAUUUCUACACUGCGCAAGAUGUAGUUGUUACUGCGCUAGACAAUGUGGAAGCAAGGAGAUACAUUGACAGGUAGGUGCAUGAUCUGAGAGUUCAGUUUGUACCCUUUCCCACCCUUCAUAGCAUUUCUGUCCUUGCCACCCUUCGCAGCAGUUUUCCCUGUGCUUUCUUGGCACAGCUGUGGAUAAUUCAAAACCAGUUGCAUCAAAUCUACCGUAUUUUUUGCUCUAUAAGACUCACUCCCCCCCCCCCUAAAAAGUAAGGGGAAAUGUGUGUGCGUCUUAUGGAGCAAAAGCAGGCUGCGCAGCUAUCCCAGAAGCCAGAACAGCAAGAGGGAUCGCUGCUUUCGCUGCACAGCAAUCCCUCUUGUUGUUCUGGCUUCUGAUAUUCAGAAUAUAUUUUUUUCCUUGUUUUCCUCCUCCAAAAACUAGGUGUGUGUUAUGGUCUGGUGCACCUUAUAGAGCGAAAAAUACGGUACUUCAAGCCAUGUUUUUAACCUCCUGGUUUGUUUAAAAUUAGUUUAGUAUUUAAUUUUUUACAUAUAUCUGGCACCAUUGUGAAAUGCUGAGCCCUGCAUGUCUUUUUUGUGAGAAAAUGCCUCAAUAGCUCUAUUUGAAGCAACUUUUACUACUACUACGGGUUAUUGUUCUACUAGUUUUACUGGAAUUUCUGAUUGGGAAUGUUAACUUGAUUAAUGACCCAACAAUGUGUAGUUGCAAAUGUAUCUAAAGUGUUAUGGACUCUAAUGGGAGGGGCAUGCUUAUCAAUGCAUUGGGUUUGUGACACAUUAAAAUGUAUACAUCUGGUAGCAAGCCCAAGGCUUGCUCCUACACUACACUAUUUGGUCAGACUGUGUAUGGUCUAGCAGUUUAUAAAUCUGAGGUCCAAACUUGAUGCAACACCAUUCACAUAGCAACUGCGUGAAUAGGUGGGACUUGUUUUUAUAGAAAAGAUAGCCAGCACAAUUUGGGACUACUUCUAUACGGUAAACAGCCCUGUGGUCCUCGGAUGAAUGGCAGUUGUCAGGUGCUGGUGUGGUUGCCCGAGAACAAACAGGCAAGGCUCCAACCUGUCUUUUCCAGGCUUUAUUCUUAGUGCAAACUAUUUACAGUGAAGAGCGUCGUAAGUUCAUGUCUGGUUCAAUCGCUAGCAGAAUCUGGGAGUGGUCGGUCUUUGUACCUCCCCCACCAUAACAGUCGCGUGAACCCCAGCCUUCUCCACCCUGAAACCUACUGCGCAGAAACCUACUGCGCAGAAUGGGCGCUGGCAAAGGGCUACUUCCAUCCUCUCCGGUUUGCCCAGGCUCAGUGUUGAGGCUCUCCCUAGCAUCCCCUGGUUGCUGCACCUCCUCUCCACUAGAGGCGGGGCUUUCCUCCUCGCCGGAGGAGGAACUGCUUUGCAAGAUUUUAGGAGGUUUCCUAUAACACAACUGCCCGUCCACCUCUCGCCUCUGAGCUGAUGGCAGUUCCCUGACAGCAGUAUAUAAAUUUAAUAAAAUAAAUAAAUUCCACUAGCUCCCAAUCUGGAUUGGAGUCCAAGCCUUUAACUUCUUUGCUCUGCCCUGUGCUCUGAUCCAGAUUGGCCCCCUGCCUCUUCCGUUGGUGCUAAGAAGCAACAAAGGGCAGAUGGGCAGAUAAACACUGUGUUACAUUUGCAUUGGCAACUUUUGUCCCUUUUCUCUAAUGUUGCUGUAUAGUGGUACUGACACUCAGCAGCUUAGGCUCAAGAUACUUUAAGGGCUGCUUCCUCCCAAAUGAGUGUGUGUGCUCAGUAAGACCUACCGAAGAGGUGUUUCUCCAUGUUGUUAGAGGAAGUGUGGCAAUAGGGAGCCUUCCUUGUGGCUGUUUCUAAGCUGUAGAAUUCUUCCUAGGAAGGCUCAUCUUCUGCAAACCACAGAGGCAUAAAGAUUGAGAAAAAAGGAAGCAAAGCAGAUCCUGAUCACAGGGCAUUUCCGGAAUUUUGAAGUUCUUAAUUACUGUUCUCAGUUGCGUUAAAAUGUAGGCACUGGGUGUGAUAUGGCUAGGCCCUGUUCCAUUGAGCUGUUUCUCCAUCUAGAGUUUUGGUGCUUUAGAUCACUGUCUGAAAUAUGUUUCAAAAUCUUGCUCAGGUGCAGGAAUUGUGUGCCUUAGGUAUUAAUAUACUUGCCUAUUACGUGGAGAUAAUGCAUUCCAUUAAUGAUAUGCUUCCUCAAACCACAUUCUUGCCUUUCUUUGGCCUUAUGAAGACCUUCCUUUUUUGACCCGGGUUGACUUGCCAAGUUGAAGAUAUUUUUCUGAUUCACCAAAUCUAUAUUGGAUUUAUCAGUAAUUCUUAAUUUAUUGUUGAUGAUAUAAAUGGUUUUAAACUUGCCAAGCAUUAUUUUUAAUUGGAAAGGCAACAGAUAAAUGAUAUGCCACUAGUUAAUUCCUGCAACAACUGAAAUCCCUUGUUUUAAACCAAUUAAACCAAAGCUAGGAAGUCAUACCAUGGUUUUUGUCUCCCCCCUGCACUCUGGCAUCUACCCUGAUGUGUUCAUUUUAUUCACUUAUUUUCUUCUUCUAUGUAGUCGCUGUCUGGCAAGCUUGCGCCCUCUCUUAGAUUCCGGAACGAUGGGGACCAAAGGGCAUACAGAAGUCAUUGUGCCUCACCUAACAGAAUCGUACAACAGUCAUGUAAGUGCUCCAUCUACAAAAACAAUGUACCGUACUUUUCCGUGUAUUAGAUGAGGGUUUUUUACUUCAAAAUAAAGGGAAAGGGGGGGGGUCGUCUUAUACAUGGGUAGUGUAAAGGGGGGGGAUGGGCAAUUGGUUGCAUCCACGAGCAGGAUCUAGCGAUUGUUAGUAUUUUCAAGUUGUGUGAGUGAUGUUCGGUUCAGCAAUCCCCCCCCCAAUUGCUCAACAACUGUGGGCACCCCCCCCAAGAAAAGCUCAACAACUCUGUGCCAUCCCCCCCCAUUUUCUUAAAAUUGAGCCCCCCCCAAAUACAUUAUACGUGGGGGCGUCUUAUAGACAGAAAAGUACGGUACUUAGCUUGAUGAAUCCAUAUCUCUUCCUUACUCUUCCAUAAAGUGUGUGAUCCUUUGGAACAUUCUUGUAGAUGCAUUGUCAAAUCACAGAGCUGGCUCUAAGUGCACUCGGCAACUUGGCCAUGCCCGUUGUGAUCUCUCUCUUUCUCUCCCCCCCCCCCUUUUUUAAACUUUGAAUUCCAAACCCCAGUGCAGCCCCACAUACUGCUUUUGAAAGGCCCCCCGGUUUCAAAAGUGGUUUGCCAUGUGCCAAAGAGAGUGGGACGGACACAAGUCCAAAGUGUCCAUGGGCAUGCAAAACUGACUGCAUGGCUUUGUGGAUGCCAGUCAAUAAAGUGUAUAUAUGCCAAGAAGUAAAAAGUUCUUAUAAGACCUCAAUUAAUUGUAUAGAGUGGUAUUUUUUACUGGGGCUUUUAUGGCAAUCUGCUUCUGUGAGGUCAAUAUUUUUGGAAACCAUCUUGGCCUUGUAACAAGUCCAUUUGAGUAUUGUAUGUAUGGAUAUAUGUAUAUCUCAAAAUAAAUAUUCAUUUGUAAAGGAAAAAAAUAGUAGCCUGUCAGUAAUCGAUACCAAAAGCACAAACCUAUAUAGUGGACCCUCCAGAUACGAACUUUAUUCGUUCCGAGGGUCCGUACGUACUCCAAAAAGUCCGCAUCUAAAGGCGGUGCUAUAGUGCGUUUCUGCGCACAGCAAAACCCGGAAGUAUACACGUCCGGAUUUGCCGCGUUCGCAACCGGAGUUACGUUACCAGAAGCCAAUGUAACCCGAGGAUCCACUGUACACGAGUGCUUGGGAGGAAGUUCAGUUGAAUUCAUUGGGACUUGUUCCCAGGCAAGUAUGUAUAGCAGCGGUGGGGAACCAGAGCCCUUCAAAUCUUGAUAGACUCCAGCUCCCAUCAACACCAGCCAGCAGUGGCAAUAGGCAGGGAUGUUGGGAGUUGUAGUCCAUCAGCAUCUGGAAGACCAUAGGUUUCCUACCCCUGGAGUACAGAAAGAAAUUGAUCUGAUAUUAGAAAUAAAUAGUGCAAGAGGUAAAACAGCUGCAUGUGUAUAUGAUAUAUUUUGAUCUUUUGUCCUUUUUUUUUUUACAUGUAGCGAGAUCCACCUGAAGAAGAAAUACCAUUUUGUACUUUGAAGUCUUUCCCAGCUGCCACUGAGCACACAAUACAAUGGGCAAGAGACAAGGCAAGUUUGUCUGUUUGUUAUUGUAAGCAUUAUAUAUUGCAGGGGGUUGGAUUAGAUGACCCUCGUAGUCCCUUCCAACUCUACAAUUCUGUGAUUAUGGGCACAAUUCAGUGGGACGUUCUCUUGCACUGAAAUGAAGGAGAACUACACAUUUCAGUAAGGGCACCAACAUACCCCACCCCCCCAAAAAAACACAGUUGGGAAGGAAAUCCAAUUCUAUUUUCUCAUAACUCCUUUUCUUUUAGUUUGAAAGCGCUUUUUCACACAAGCCUUCCCUGUUUAACAAGUUUUGGCAAACGUAUCCAUCAGCAGAAGAGGUGUUACAGGUAACAGCUAACUUUAUGUUGAAUAUUGUGCGUAAAGCUACUCUGGAUGUCAUUUUAACUUUGCUGUGCUGAGCCUUGCAGGUAGCUAGUAAUAUGGACUGAUUUUAAUACAGUGGUGAAAUCUAACUAAGACCCCUAUGUUUUCAUGCUGGUCCAGGCUUGGGGUAUACAAAGGUUUGGACCGGAGUAGCAACUUAAUUCUACCUAGAAAGGAAAGUGAAGGGGGCGGAAUUUGCGUUUUAAGCUUAUUGUGAAUAAUUUCAAGGGCUUGGUGCAGGUAUUCUAAAUAGUAGCAGAUGAAUCUGAGGAACUUCCAUUUUACAGCUGCUGAUUUUAGUCUCUGCAUGUUUCACUGUUUGUCAGAAGCAGUUAGUAAAAAUUAUAUGCGUUUCAAAUUGUAUUAGUUGAUCGGGGUAGACAAAAUGUUCCCUUCUGGGUGUUUUUGACUACACCUCACAUCAGCCCCAGCCAGAAUUGCCAGUCAUCAGGGAUGAUGGGACUUGUGGUCUGAAAAAAUCUGGAGGGUGCCGUGUUCACUUCCCCUGUAGUAGGCUGGUCCAGUUUACUGGUUUCCAUCUAAAUGGAAGUAGGAAAUGAAUUGUGACGUGGGUGAUACUUCAUGAAUAGUAAUGUGUUUGCUGACUUUGCAUGUUCUCUCAUUUCCAUCUUUAUUUUCCCUUUCCUAGAGAAUAAAGUCUGGUGAGAGUUUGGAAGGCUCUUUCCAAGUUAUUAAAUGCCUUAGUAGAAGGCCAAGAAGUUGGCCCCAGUGUGUUGAAUUAGCAAGAUUAAAGUUUGAGAAAUAUUUUAAUCAUAAGGUGAGCAUUUGAGAUCUGUUUUAAUUUGGUGGCUGAUGCUAUGAUUUAUUUAAAUUGUCAAUUUGCAAUGUGCAUUUAAUGCUCAUUGAGCUGUUGUCUAAACCUUUUAACAUGAGGGGAAGACCUCAGUGGUUUCACUAGCAGUGGAUGAUCUUUUAUGUUGAAAUGAUGUCAAUUGUAUUGGUCAUCUUGUUUUGGUAGACAUACUUUUCUUUAAAACUCCAAAUAAUUCUUAUUGAUUUUCGUGUAAAUACAAGAACAACAUAUAACUACAGUAACUUGUCCAGUGGUACAUUCUUACUAAGUUUCAUAUGCAGUAGACAGUACACAAGCAAGACAUUUAUUUAUGCAUUGUCAAUUCAAGUAUCCUCUCCACAGAGAUUAUUGUAUUGUAGGUGGAAUAAAAGUAUAUUCUGAAAAGAAUGGAAGCCCAGUCUUGCCAAAGGUGUCUAUCUUUGAAGUGCCUUUAAUUACCCUUCUAUGGCGAGUAAGGCAUUCCGAUAGAGCUACAUUUGGUAGACAUACUUUAAUUCCUUCAGUUCUUAGAUACGGAACACAAAACAAUUUUGCAUAGGGACGAAUUUGCCAGAAAGUGUUUUAGAACUGAAUAUUUUAAUAGCUAAUGAAAAUGCUUUCUACCAAGGUUUCGGUAAUGUAAACAUGUGCCGAUGUGUGUUAUCUCACUUCAUUGAGAGUAUUUCUUCCCAUCUAGGCACUCCAGUUACUUCAUUCAUUUCCCAUAGACACACGAUUAAAAGAUGGCAGUAAGUACAGAAAAAGUUUAAAUUAAUUUUGAUAUGUUUGAUGUAUUUUUAACUUCAAUCCUUUUAAGAUUCAAAAUGCUUUUUUUCAAACCACCAGGUUUAUUUUGGCAGUCACCAAAGAGACCACCUUUCCCGAUACAGUUUGAUAUCAACGAUCCUUUGUGAGUAAAUCUCUCUCUUUAGACUUUGUUAUUGUAAGAGGCAAAGAACUUCACAUGAUCUGUUUGUGGGCAUAUUGAUACUCAUAUAAAAGGUGUGUUAUUAGACGAUCUCUUCAAAGAAGAUGUCCUAAAAACCUAUAUGGCCUUUAGAAUAAUCUGUUGACUCCUCUAAUCUGAAACCCACCCACAUCAAAUAAUGCAUAACUUUGUGACUUGUUUCCUUUUGGCAGCAGUUUUUUCUUUGAGUAUUUGCCAUACAUCAAACUUUGGAUAUCUUCAUGAUAGUUGCCUCAUGUGCAUGUUUGUUUAUGCUCUCCCCCCCCACCCCCCCAGUUUUCUUGUUGGCACUUUCCACGUCCACGCAAAACUCCAUUUCAACUUUAGACAGCAUUUUGGGGAUUUGCUGUCAGCAUCUACUAAGAACGACAGUUCGAAUUUAACAUUAUCAAUUCCUGAGCAAAAUAGAUAUUGACUGCACAUUUCUACUUCCAAGUCUUACAUUACCCCUUUCUGCUUUCCGACAACCAACAUCUCCAUAUGGCAAACCUUCACUGUGCUUCCAGUCUCUGUAUGAUCCACAGUGAGCUCUGAAGGAUCCCUAUAGUGUGGUUCUGCAUUCCUUCAGAAGCAGUGCCAGGGCCUGCAGCUCGUAAUCCCUCCUUUUGCUUCAUUUAGAAGGAGAUAGGAAGUGCAAGCAGUCUACAUUUUGGGUCUGGAAUAUUAGCACUUCCUGGCAAUGUCAAAUUCCUAAAGAAGGUUCUCUGCCACUCUUAUUUUGAACUUUCCAGUUCUGCUCCCUCUGUUUGUCACUUUUAUUUUUCAUGUGUGCUGCAUAUUUAGCAGGCAAUUUCCUUUAGUUCUUCCUCCCUCUUGCUCCCAGCUUUGUGACUUCUGCCAGACUCUUCCUUAUAGCUUGAACAGCAUUCUCCUCUGUUAAGUCAUAUCACUCUGCAUCUCCCAUCUUUUCCCAGCUCUUUCUCUUCACUUUUUAAAAAGAAUUCAUCAUAAUUAGACCUCACGCUUCUGUAUGCUAUACAUUACAUACAGGUAAUUCAUACGUAUAUGUUCAUAUUUGUAGUCUGAAGGGAUUUGUUAUGUGAAAUUUCUCUGAAGUAGGUGUAUUCUGAAUCUUCGCCAUUUAAAAGCAAGCACGCUAAGCAGGUAAGCAUUUUCUCAAAGGCAACCUUGCCCCCUGUUCUUUCAGCCCCUCUGCUUCACCUCCUCAGUGAAUUUUUUCUCCUUCCCACCCCACCCACUGUUAGCUAGGUUUGCAGGAUAUCUGAAUGCAGGAAAAUGGAGUAAAAACCCACCCCGAUCUCCUUUUUCCUCCAGGCACUACAGCUUCAUACUGAGUACAGCAAAAUUAUUUGCAGUUAUUUACUGUAUCCCUUUUACAGAAAAGGUAAGCCUUCAGUUGGAGGGUGUAGAAUUUGCACUGUUUAGCUCUCUGUGUUAAUUUUUCAGAAUCCUUUGAUAAGUGAAGCAUUACUCCUGCUACUGACAGUGACUGAAUUACCUUCAGGAAGCUUCAGUAUGUCCAAAGAUGCUUUGAAUAAGUUAUGAGACCUAUAUCCCACCUCUAUGAAUUAUUCUUCCUGAUAUUUCACUUUGAUAGAAUUCUUUCUUGCAACGUAUUUUGGCAGAUGCAUUGAAAUCUAAUCUUGUUGCCUGGACUAUUGAAAUUUGUAUCCUGGCCCAUCUCGACUUUUAAUAAUGCACUUGUAGACUAACUUAAAAUAAAUGCAAAAUUGACUUCCCUUUGUGUAUAUUUAUGUGUCUGGUGUGAAAGCGAUAUCCAUUAGUCCAUCAGUAUUUAUUUGUUCACAUGCAUUUUUUUUUAGAAUAUGAGUUUUAUUUGGAAUGUGGAAAGGUAUACAAGGUUCCGCUUUUGUAGAAAAGUUUGCUAGGAAAUGUUCAUGAGCCACACACUUGAUAAGUUAUAGGUUCCUUUGACGUUUAUUGGGAUAAGUGGAUUCUUAAUUAGUUUUGGCUUAAAGUUGAAGAGCAGAGGACAUGUGGUUUCAUCCAUUCAUGCUAACUGGUUCUGUUUUAACAAAACACAGGAUAUGUCAGAAGAAACCAUUUUAAAGAUCAUUUCUGGACUGAGGAUUCAAGAGUUUCGGCCUUCUAACAAAGUAAGCUCAUUUAAAUAAUGUUCCUCUUCACUCCUCCCCUUUUCUUGAUGAUCCGUUAUUUAUUCAUCCUACGCAUGAUGUUCUGUAGGCUACUUCCCAGUUCUACUUCCCAGUUCUCCAGUGUUGUAGCAGUUGCCAUGAACUCACUGCUCUCUCUUGGCUUCUGGCUUACCUUUAUAGGGCAGCUGUAAACAAUAUGAUCAUGUAAUUCAGGCAUAGGCAACCUCGGCCAUCCAGAUGUUUUGGGACUACAGUUCCCAUCAUCCCUGACCACUGGUCCUGCUAGCUAGGGAUCAUGGGAGUUGUAGUUGCAAAACUUCUGGAGGGCCGAGGUUGCCUAUGCCUGAUGUAAUUUGUGCCAGGGCUUGGAAUACUCUAAAGCAGGGUGGAGGAAGCUGUGGCCCUUUAGAUGUUGUUGGACUCCAACUCCCAUCAGCCCCAGCCAGCAUGCCCAAUUGUCAGAGAUGAGCGGAGUAGUAGUCUGGCAACAUCUGGAUGGCCACAAGCUCCCCGUCCCUCUUCUACAAGUGUUUCCGUACUAAUAUUUAGCAUUCAAAUAUUUCCAGGUUUUCGGUUAAAUGCUUACUAAAAUUGAUGCAAAAAUUUGUAAAACUAACUUUAAUAAUAAAAAGUAAAGUAUAUUUCUUUAGGGUAGACCUGGUUUACUUAGCGCAAAGCUCCUCCUUUGGUGGUAUAGUCUUAGGAAGCAUGUUUCCAAAAAUUGUUGGAGACGUGCUGGGAAGGUACUGUUUGUGCCAAACCCCACAUUUACAGAAAGUAUUAGACUCUGUUUAAGUUCACAUGCAGUUCUGCCUUAAGUUUCUAAUUGUAGGCUCAUAGGUUCCAUCUAUGUUUGUACUGUUGAUUUUUAGACAGAGUUAAUAAACUACUUUAGUAUUGCUGCAAAAUGUGGUGUUUUAGAACAGUUGUGGGUCACUUCUGGCCUGUGGACCUGAUUGGGCCCCCUCCCUCACACCGGCACAUGAUCUCAAGUAUAUGACCGGAGUCUUUGACAUAGCUGCAAAGGAAGAAUCAUGAGAGCCUUAAAGGCUUGAAGUUGGUGCUUUGUAAAUUGCAAUGCAUAGCUCUGGGGUGUUGCUGAUCCAUGAUGAAAUUUAGGCUUGAAGUUGGUGCCAGCCAGCUAAUUGGCAGUGACUUAAAGCUUGCUUGGAUCAGCUACACCUGGGAUUUUUUGACUGGAAACUCUGGAAUGUAGCUGGUCCAAGUAGGGCUUGAAAUUAUCAGCAAUGUUGCCAAGCCCCACUUGAAUUGGCUGGGGAGAUGUUCCUUUGCAGUGCCUCCUGAGUUCAAGCCACAUUGCAAAGGAAAAAUGGGUCAUCUGGUGUCAUGGUGAUGACAGGUGAGUGGCCCCACCUGUCAAAGUGGCUACUGGAGUGGGGGACCUCAGGAUCUAGGCCACCAGGCUGAAAAUGUUCCCUCAUUUUACAUUUAAAAAAAUAAAUAUAUGUCCAGUAGCACCAACUAAGUUUGUUCUUGGUAUGAGCUUUCGUGUGCAUGCACACUUCUUCAGAUUAUCAUUUUACAUAAUAUUGCAACUGAAAAAUACAGGUUUUCUCUAUUUGACUAAAACGUUAUUUAUUGAUGAAUAACUCCAUCUGCUUCAAUAAAUCAAGGUAUUGUACAGAAAUAGAUUCAUACACUAACAUUUAUUCUAUUUACUUUUGAUGUUCUCAGGUUGUACAAACAGAUGAAACAGUGAGGAAACCAGAUCCCAUUCCAAUAAGCAGUGAGGAUGAAAGGAAUGCUGUACUUCAGUUGGAGACUGCCAUAUUGGCCAAUGAAGCUACAAAAAGUGAGUAUUAUUUAUUUGUUUAAUAAUUCAAAAACCAUUUAUUCAAAAGUUACAAUACAUUUCCAAUCAAUAUAUUUAUAUCAGAUCCUUUUAGCUCAGAUAGAACCAUUAGCUCAAAUAGAAUCACUCAAGGCAGAGAAUAUCAACAUGAGCACAUUAAACUCAUAACACACUGAACAGAUAAGCAGGGUAGGUGGGAAUACAAGACACCAAGGAAUAUAAGUAAAAGGAACCCAGACCGCAAAACGAAAUAAACUGUUACUUAGGCCAAACAUAUCUAAUGGUGGCGCCAGGUGAGCCUCCCUGAACCCAGUACCAAAAUGGGCUAAUAUAAUCUACUCACAAGAUGGAGAAGGCUUUCAUUGAACCAAACCAACAAUGUAUUUCAUUAAAUUGCAUUGCAGGGUGUUGGACUAGAUGACCCUUAAAAAAAAAAUAAAAAAUUAUUAGUUUUCCAACAUAUAUUUAUAAUAUCAAAUCACAGUUUAUCACAUAUUUUCUCUUUUAGACUUCCUUCAGCCUCUCUGAUCAUCAUCCAUUAUUCAAAUUUUUAAUUACACAUUUCUUAAUUUUUGUAUUGCAUUUUAUAUAUGCCCUCUCCCUCAUAUUUUGUUCUAUUACAAUAUUUCUCAAACAUUCACAGAGCUUCUUUAAAACCCACUAGCGUUAUUUGCUUAUCACAUAUACAUUCCAAAUAAUCUGUAAAUUUUCUCCAAUCCUAGAUGAACUUGUGGUCUUGUAAAUAUCUAAUCUUCCCUGUUAAUUUGUCCAGUUCUGCAUAAUCCAUCAGCUUCAUUCUCCAUUCUUCUAGCAUCGGUAGUUGUUCCUGUUUCCAUUUUUGGGCCAAUAAAACUCUCGCUGCUGUUAUUGCGUAUUGGAAAAGUUUGCAAUCCUUUCUAUUUAUUUCAUUUCCUACUAUUCCUAAAAGAAAAGCCUCUGGUUUCUUAACAAAUGUAUAUUUCAACAUCUUUUUCAAUUCAUUAUAUAUCAAUUCCCAGAAACCUUUCACCUUCUUACAUUCCCACCACAUAUGGACUAGAUGACCCUUGGCACUCCUUCCAUUUCUAUGAUUCUGUGAACUAAAAGACCACAGAUUCCUAAACAAUGAAUUAAUUUGUUUCCGAACAGAUGAUUUACAAAUGAAGGAACUUGCUUUUGAAAAGGAUGAUGACAGUAACGGGCACAUAGACUUUAUAACAGCAGCUUCAAACCUGCGAGCCAAAAUGUAUAACAUUGAACCAGCAGAUCGACUCAAAACAAAACGGAUUGCCGGAAAGAUUAUCCCUGCCAUUGCAACUUCCACAGCGGCUGUGUCUGGCUUGGUGAGUGAGGGCGCAUUUUUCGCGAAUGCUAGCUUCUCUGCUGGAUUGGCCAAAUGUUGCAAGGCAGAAGGCUCUUCUCUUCCUGUUAGCAAUGUUUGUUUGUCAUGGGAAUAGAAGGUAGUCUCAUUUUAAUUCUUGGCCUUAAUUUUCCUUUGAUGGAGUCAGCAUGUCAGCUGUAGGAAAGAGGUGAUAUAGGCAAUUUAUGGGGUGGGAAAAUGGAAACAUUUGCUGCAGUUUUUCCUCGUUAUCACAUAUUCCUUCCUAACUGUUAAUGGAUUAAAGAGCAGCCUGGGGCACACUGUUGGGUUUAAAUUCAGAGAUUUUUUUCUGAUCUUCCAGACUGAUUCCAGACUACUUUGGUUCAUGUUGCAUCUUGUACAGAUCAGAACAGCUACAUCUUCUUUAGUUCUUUGUUUGUUAGCUACUGCAAAAUUUUUCCAAUUCUUACAUUUCUUCCCUAGGUUGCUUUGGAAUUGAUCAAAAUUGUGGGUGGCUACCCCUUUCAAGCAUACAAAAACUGCUUUUUCAACUUGGCCAUUCCAAUAAUUGUCUUCACAGAAACAGCUGAAGUGAGAAAAACUGAAAUAAGGUAAAUAGCACAUAUGAAGGAUUCAGCAAUGGGUGUAUUCAAGUAGCAGAUUUUGGCAGGUGGUGUAUCUGGGAUAAUGACUCCUCCUGGCUAUACAGGCAGUGUCAAUUUGACACCCACGAGCGUGGAAAUUUAUAGAAAAGUGACCCGUUUCCUCUUUUGCUAUGCUUUGUGGUGGGAAGCUUGUGUUCAACCUUUUAGUUAUUAACUGAUAGUAAAUGAUUGAAAAAUGUGCUGCAGCACAGUGUCUUGGAUAAAGUGUUUUACAUUCUUGCUCUCUGACAGAAAUGGAAUAUCUUUUACAAUCUGGGAUCGAUGGACUAUUUAUGGGAAAGAUGAUUUCACACUCUUGGACUUCAUAAAUGCUGUCAAAGUAAGCUAUUUGUGAUAAAUAGGCAGUAGAAACAGAUGGAGGAGAUAGUGUUGCUGUUUUUCGUUCUGGUGGAUUGCAGUGUGGUGUACAGCCCAUAUAAUUUACUACUUUACAAAAGUUGUAAUCCAUUCUGUCUAUGGAGGUUCAUGUUCUGUAGCAUAUGGAGUGGGGAAACAUGUCAGGUCUACUUCAUUUUUUUACUGGAACUUUUGGUUCCUAGAGAACUGCCACCUAGCAUCCACAGGCAGAAAAUUCAGAUUCCCAGUCCCCUGUCUGCCUCCUGUCCAGAUGGUUCUGUUUCUCUUCCCUCAUUUCUAGCCUUGCUUUUUUACUGUUGUGUGUCUUCUUUCCUUUUGUAUUUGCUUAUUGUUGUAUUGGUGAGUUUAGACUGUUUUUGGAGCAUUUUCAGUCUCUUUUCCUUCACACAAGUCCUUCUCUCGCUUUCCCCCUUAAGGGUUUUUUUGGGGGGGGAUCUUCUGGUCUCCUGAUUUUAUUUGGGGUAACAAGAGCUGUUUUGUUUUUUUCUCAAGUGCAAUCUGUUUUUUUUAAAUAAAUUGUCAUAUACUGUGUGUUACAGGAGAAAUACGGAAUUGAGCCAACUAUGGUGGUUCAGGGAGUUAAAAUGCUUUAUGUUCCUGUAAUGCCUGGACAUGUCAAAAGAUUAAAGCUGACGUAAGUAUUGACUAAAUAGUAAAGCUGAAGGGGGUAUGCAGUAUAUUAGCUCACAGAUAGCAUGAUUCUUCCCAGAUCUUGUUUGGUGCAUGCUCUGUCAGCUUGUUCAUUGAGGAUCAGAUUCUGAAUGGCAGAGGUUUUCCAAUUCACUACCCUGGUAUUUUGAACAGCAUUAUUUUAAGAUUGAGAGCACUGCUGGCAUGGCAGGUGAGAGAAGGGCUAGAGAGGAGGGUAGCCCGAUAUUAUUUAAGCCACCUAUUCAUCUUGCUAGUAACAUCCCAUUGCCAUAUCUCCUCCUCUGUGCAUACUGAAUCACAGCAUUUUGCCCUUCCCAGUUGCAUCACUUGCCGAAACACAUGACAAAAGCAGGACAAAGCAAGAUAUGAAAACUUAAUUAACUCUAUUCUCUCCCCCCUCCUAGCCCCACAGUUCAUAAAAUCAACUUUAGCCAUCUCCCUUCUAGAACUGUGGUGUCUUGGAAUGCAGGACUUGCCAGAUCCAGAUUCGUUGCAUCUUUAACAAGUUCUCUCAUAUGGGUUGCAAUUUGAAUUUGUUUGUGGUACUUCAGGAGAGCUUGGUUCAUUUAUGAUUUGCUGCUGAUACUUGAUUUUUGUAUCCUGUCUUGUAGGAUGCAAAAACUUGUGAAACCAGCAGCGAAUAAGAGGUAUGUGGACCUUACAGUAUCAUUUGCUCCAGAAACAGAUGGUGAAGAAGACUUGCCGGGACCACCAGUUCGAUACUAUUUUGCCCACGAAAAUAACUGAUGCAGGCCUACCGUUUACAGCAUAGCAGGACCACAUGAAAGGAGUGUGGCACCAUUUUUUAAAUGGUACUAUAUACUUGGUGAAGCCUUAAUUCAGAAACAAAACAGUGGAAAUUUGUGAUAUGUACUAAGGAGCUCCAUAGCAAAUCGGACUUGCAAUUUCCUUGUAUGUAGCAUUUUCAUAGCUAUACCUAAGGAGAACUAGAGGCUUGCUGGAAAUGAUGGUUCUUUUUGAAGAAAACACACUUAUUAAGCACUGCAGGAAGACCAGAAUUGCAAUCAUAAAACCUGAUCACAGACACUGACCAUUAAAGGAGGUGGCAGUUGAGAUUUCAAGAAGCUGCCAAUUUAUACCAUCCUAAAACUGAUUUCCUUUUCCUUUUGUUUUGUUUCAUCUUGGCCCCUAAGCCAGUUCAUCCUGCUGACGUUCAUUUCAAUAACACAGCUUUUCUUUUUCCCCUUCUGAUGCUGAUAGCACAUUUGAAAUGUUGCUUUGGAAUAGAGUCAUAGUGAGAAGAAGCUGAGUUCUUGUAAAGUUAGGUUUUAUGUUCUUCUAACAAAAUAAUAAUUACGUCUUUCCUUGUAAAGCAGAAACAACACCAAUUCUGUUCCAGGCAGCAAUUGUCAGGGCUAGUUUGCUUUUUCGUACUGGUUUUAUUUAAUAAGCUUGGUCAUUCAUUCUUCGUAUGAAGAGUUUAGCCCAAUACAUUGAUCUGAAUUGAAAAUACAAGUGUGGGGCUUUUAGCUGAAACUUAUCAACUGCCACAUCCUUCAACUGCCACCUAGGGUCAGAGUGAACACCUGGUGACAGAACCACGUGUUUUUACACCUUGAUCUGCUACAAAGGAAGAAAGGGAUGGGUCCUAUUUUGGCAGCAAAAAGAAUAUACGAUGGAAGUCAUCCCUCCCUGGCCACUACUUUUCUCCCUCACCCCAAGUGUUUUGCUCUGAGCCAAGCUCACUUGCAGUACUAGCCACAGACUGAUAAAGUAAGCCUGCAGUGGCAAGAGGGUGUAGCAGUCUUUGCCCACACCACUUUAGUUGCUCAAAAAUUCAGCCCAUGCACCUGCCGCAUUCUUAUGGAAUAAGGCAGAUCCUGGUUUAAACACACUGUUUACAUGCCCAGGAUACUGAAUUAUGCCAUCAGUACUAUUGUCUGACCACUGGCGCUACUUGGUUGCGUAUUAGACCCCCCCCCAUCAGCUUUUGAAGGUUUCACAAACGCUGGCCAUAACUCAACAUGGACCUUGGCAUGCCUAAGCCCAAAUCCGGGGGCUUAAAUGUGUUCAGUUCUGUGUUGGGUUGUGACCUCUUACUAUAAAACCGCAAAAGCUUCCUGCCCGCCUCUGCCACUUGGUGUGGCAGUUCUGUAAAGCAUGUUAAUGUACAUAUUCCAUUUCGCCUGAAAUGAGUGAUUAACAAAACAGUUUAGACAGCCACAUUUAAAUAGUCCUGUACAAAAUAUACUAGGAGGCAGAGAAACGACUUCGGCCACAGUCUGUAUGAAAUGCCAGUGUGCUGCAUAUACAUAAUGACCCAUUUUUUGCUUCCUCAUCUGUGUAGCACUUGAAGGGUAAUGCUGUUGCUUAUCAUCUUCUCUUCCCCUUAUUCCCCUCCAUGCUUUGCUAGAGAAGUCAAAUCCACAUUCAACACAGUUAGAGCUUUUUAAAAAAUCACCAGGUUUCAAACCAAAAAUCACAAAGGCUUCAGACUGUGUCCUUAAGGUGAGAUCCUUGGUUACAUCAAUAUUUUCCAACAUUAUGACAUACACUUUCUCCGGUUUCGUAUUUCUAAAGGCGCAUGAGUACCAAAUACAUUUUUCCAUAAAUAUUUGGAAAAUAGUCUUAAAAUGUAAUUAAUGCUACACAAAUGUGUUUCCCCAAAUACACAGAUGAUAGUUUAUUAUAUUUUGUUAUAGUUUAUAAUAUUUGAUUUGACAACUGGCUGAUUAAUUUAUUUUAACAACAAAUAUUUCUUAUGGCAGUGGGGAGAGAAGAUACACCUUGUGACAGUGGGGCGUGGAGGGGUGCUGAAGCUUUUGUUUAUGUUGCCAUAGUGGCAAUAGAGGUAUAUAUUUCAAAUAAAAGCUUUGAUCUUUUUGUUUUAAAUACUUUUGGAAAAGGCAAACUACCGUAAGCUCAGAAAGCUAUAGAAGAUGGGUGGAAAUAAAAUUAAAAAAAAGAAUGGCUGUCAUGAACUUCCAGUGGAAUGCAAUGAGUGUUUUUCACAAUCUGGAUGUGAUCAUGUCUUGUACUAGCAUUAUUAUAAUUUAUUUGUCUGUGGGGUUACUAAUCAGUGUUCAAAAGUAAGAACUAGACUAUCUUUGCAUUUGCAAAAUUGCAUUUGAUGUCAUACAUCAGUAGGCUUGAAACCGAAGAACCUUUUCCAGCAAGUCUUCCUUGCAGACCUUACAGUAUAGAAAAUUACAGAACAGGUAGCAAAAACAACAUACAGAUCUCCCUACCUGUUGCGCAGCCCCUUAGUCUUAUCUUGAGGAUUAUUCUUCUCACAUAAGUGAUCUCAGAGUGAUUUCAGUUUAAGUAAUAUAGAUAGAUGUGCUCACACACACACACAGACUCUACACUUCCGCAGUUUGUGUUAUCUCUGAAUUUAUUUCAGUACAUUUUGAAGUGGGAGUGGGGUUUGUGUACACAAGAAAUGAUGUACAGCCAAAGCAGUUAUGAAACCUGCUUUUUGUCUUUUUCACAUUAAAUGAUUUGAAAACAUACAAUCAAAA
Molecule: messenger RNA, 41084 nt
Organism: Podarcis lilfordi (Lilford's wall lizard)
Lineage: Eukaryota; Metazoa; Chordata; Lepidosauria; Squamata; Lacertidae
Source: the annotation of a GenBank genome assembly